Molecule: messenger RNA, 2237 nt
Organism: Vigna angularis (adzuki bean)
Lineage: Eukaryota; Viridiplantae; Streptophyta; Magnoliopsida; Fabales; Fabaceae
Product: probable leucine-rich repeat receptor-like protein kinase At1g68400
Exons: 3
Coding region: 183-2042 (619 amino acids)
Biological process (GO): protein phosphorylation
Molecular function (GO): ATP binding; protein kinase activity
Source: RefSeq, a predicted model, not a curated record
UGUUCUGAUCGUUCCUGUUCAACACUAUGUUCGGCAACUUAGCACAACUUUACUUUGUCAACAUCGUCAAACUGUGAAAUCAUUGGAGACAAAAGAGGAUAUGAUAUGAUUCACUUUGCUAAUAAUCCCUGUUUGGUUCAAAAAUCCAUGUCAAGUUGUUUUGAGCAAUUUCAUCCACCAUCAUGAGCUUGGCCUUUACCAUAAGCUUUUUAUAUGUGGUCUUGUUUGUGUCAUUCAAAUCCAACAUGGUGUUGUGCGUUGAAAUUGGGGAAUUCUUUCCAGAAGAAAGAGAUGCUUUGAUACUCAUAAGGGAUUCUUUGAAUUCAUCUGUGAAUUUGCAUGGGAAUUGGACAGGCCCUCCUUGUAUAGACAGUCUGAGUAGGUGGAUUGGAAUCACUUGCUCAAAUUGGCAUGUUGUUCAAAUUGUUCUUGAAGGAGUUAACCUUAGUGGUUAUCUACCUCCCACAUUUCUUCAAAACAUAACUCUCUUGAGCCAACUUGACUUCAGAAAUAAUGCACUUUUUGGACCAUUGCCAAGCCUCAAGAAUUUGGUGUUUUUGGAACAAGCCCUUUUAUCAUUCAAUCAUUUCUCAGGGUCAAUUCCUGUGGAGUAUGUUGAACUUACCAGUCUGAGAGUGUUGGAGCUGCAAGAGAAUUACUUACAUGGUCAAAUUCCACCCUUUGAUCAACCAUCAUUGACAAGUUUCAAUGUGUCAUAUAAUCAUCUGUCAGGGCCUAUUCCUGAAACUUCUGUGCUGAUGAGGUUCCCAGAGAGUUCUUAUGAAAAUAAUUCAGAUCUUUGUGGAGAGCCAUUGAAUAAGUUAUGUCCUAUUCAACCUCCUGCCCCAUCUCCAGCACCAUUUUCUGCACCGCCUCCUUUUGCUAUGCCUCCAAUUCCAGCAGUGAAGCCAAAUAACAGGUUUCAAGCAUGGACUGUUGCUGUGAUUGGUGCUGCAGCUGCACUGAUUCUUCUUUCUCUGAUCAGUUUUAUUGCUUUCUUGUUUCGUAAAAGACAAACAAGUGGAAAAGAAGUAAGAAGAGAUGAUUCAGCUGGGCAUGUUUUUGGGGCAUGGGCAAAGAAGAUGGUGGCUUCUGCUGGGGGCAGUGAUGUUUCUGAGAGAUUAGGCAGAUUGGAAUUUUCCAACAAGAAACUACCAGUUUUUGACUUGGAUGAUUUAUUAAGGGCAUCAGCAGAAAUUCUAGGAAGAGGGAACUUAGGUAUUACGUACAAAGCAACUCUUGAAACUGGAACUGUUGUUGCAGUGAAGAGACUUAACCACAUGAAUGAACUGAGCAAGAAGGAAUUUCUCCAGCAGAUCCAAUUGCUAGGACAGAUGAAGCAUGAAAAUAUAGCAGAAAUAAUCUCCUUUUAUUAUUCAGAGGAGCAAAAGUUGGUCAUAUAUGAAUUUACCUCUGAUGGCACUUUGUUUGAACUACUACAUGAGGGUAGAGGAAUUGGAAGAAUGCCACUUGAUUGGACCACAAGACUUUCUAGCAUCAAAGACAUAGCAAAGGGUCUUCUUUUUCUUCAUCAUUCCUUGCCUUCUCAAAAGGUUCCUCAUGCCAACCUCAAGUCAUCCAAUGUCCUAAUCCAUCAAGAUAGUAAAGGGUACCAUUCCAAGCUCACAGAUUAUGGUUUCUUGCCUCUACUCCCAGCCAAACAGAAUGCAGAAAAACUAGCCAUAAGGAGGUCACCAGAAUUUGUUCAAGGGAAGAAGCUAACACGCAGUGCUGAUGUUUAUUGCUUUGGCAUCAUUGUGCUAGAGAUUGUAACCGGCAAAAUCCCUGGCCAUAUCAUUGGUGAAAUUGAAGAGACUACCAAUGAUCUUUCAGAUUGGGUAAGAACUGUGGUGAACAAUGAUUGGUCCACAGAUAUAUUGGAUUUAGAAAUACUUGCAGAAAAAGAAGGGCAUGAUGCAAUGUUAAAGCUAACAGAGUUAGCUCUAGAGUGUACUGAUAUGACACCAGAAAAGAGGCCUAAAAUGAGUGUAGUGUUGAUGAGAAUAGAAGAGAUAGAGAAAAUGAAAAAGGAGAGUGACUAAAGUUUAAGCACACUGCACGAAGUGCAUCUCAAGAAUGUCAUUGUAUUAAUCUGAACACUCAAUUCAUUUGAUAGAAACAUCAUCCAAGUUAGAAAUGGCUUAACAACUGCAUAUAAGAAUGUGAGAGAACAUUUUUUUCCAGAAGAGAUAAAAUCUCUCUGAUUAUGUCCUCUGUUUUUUUUUUAUGAUUUUACU